ACGGACCAAUCGGGAAAUAAUCUGCAUAACUCCCGCCUCCCUGCUGGGCUCUGGCCCCGCCCCCAUCCGGCUGAUGAUUGACAGGGCCGAGGUGACGAGCUCUGAGAUCAAAUACGUCUACACCGAGGACCCGACCGUCAGCGGCAUCGAGCCCAACUGGAGCAUCCUCAAUGGCAGUACAGUGAUAACAGUGACAGGAACCAACCUGAGGACCAUCCAGGAGCCCAAAGUCAGAGCCAAGUACGGAGGAGUGGAAACCAACAACUUCUGUACCGUGGUGAACGACAGCACCAUGACGUGUUUGGCUCCCGGUCUGAUCUACGGUAAACCCAACCCACCAGAGGGGCCGCUGCGGCCAGACGAGUUCGGAUUCAUCUUCGACCAG
Molecule: messenger RNA, 385 nt
Organism: Notothenia coriiceps (black rockcod)
Lineage: Eukaryota; Metazoa; Chordata; Actinopteri; Perciformes; Nototheniidae
Product: plexin A3-like
Exons: 3
Biological process (GO): semaphorin-plexin signaling pathway; regulation of cell migration
Cellular component (GO): semaphorin receptor complex; plasma membrane
Molecular function (GO): semaphorin receptor activity
Source: RefSeq, a predicted model, not a curated record